GCUUGUACAAUUUUUAAGGAUGAGAAGACUCAGUUCUUCUGCAGUUACAUUCAGUGGAUCAUACAGUGUCUAACAUGGGAACUCAUUUCAAAUCAUUGCUAAGAGGUUUGGGUGGAGUGAGCAAGACCAGCUUUAGGACUGUGUAUGCUGAUAUUCCAUCGUAUAAAAUUGGUGUUGUUGGAGUGCCUUUUAGCAAAGGACAAGCAAAUGAUGAAGGCGUUGGAAGAGGUCCAGAAAUUCUUAGAAAGGGAGGAAUACUACAAGAACUUGUUGAAUUGGGGCACAAUGUUCGAGAUUUCGGAGACAUAAAUUGCGAAGAGUUGGCAUCACAUCCUGAUCAGGAUCCACUGCAAACCAAAAUGAAAGAUCUUGCUGAAGUGGCAGAGUGCAAUCAUCAGGUGAGCAAGAAGGUGCGAGAGAUCUUGUCAGAUGGCAGUAAGGUGCUGGUGCUGGGAGGUGAUCACAGUGUGGUAGUGGGUUCGGUAGACGCUCACAUUCGUAGCAAGGGUGACCUCGGGCUGAUCUAUGUGGACGCCCAUGCUGACCUCAACACUGCAGAUACUUCACCAUCGGGCAACGUUCACGGCAUGACAGUGGCUCUUCUGGUCAAGGAGUUAAACGACUACUGGCCCUACUUACCCGGCAUGGACUGGCAAAGACCUCAAUUGUCUGUAAAUAACCUUGCGUACAUUGGUCUUCGUUCAGUUGAUAAAUUUGAAAGACUACUUUUAGAUAAAUACUCUAUCACAGCCUUUGGAAUGGCAGAAGUCGAAAAAUAUGGUAUCCACAAAGUUACAGAGAUGGCACUGGACAAGGUCGAUCCCAUGGGGACCAGAUCUUUGCAAGUCAGUUUUGAUAUUGAUGCUCUAGACCCACUAGAGGCUCCAGCAACUGGAGUACCAGUGAGAGGGGGUUUGUCCCUGCGUGAAGGAAUCCAUGUGCUGGAGAUUGUCCACAACACUGGCAGACUGAACCUUAUGGACAUAGUGGAGGUCAACCCUGUGCUUGGAUAUCAGCGAGAUAUCAAGAAAACAGUGGAGGCGGCAAUACAUGUCGUUAAAGCAGGAUUUGGCUUUUCUAGGCUAGGAAACAUUCCAAAAAAUACAUCAGAUAUACCGGGACGAUAUAGCAGUUUCAGUAAAGUAAAAGAGUAAGUUCUGGAACUUGCAUUUGGAAAAGAACUUCUACUACAGGAUUUGAAACUUGCUACAACCCAAAUUAUCUUGAAUAAGAUCGGUUUGAACUGAGUGCUCAUUAUUGUAUGAUAUUGUAGUAUAUUUUACGUAUAUUAUUUUGUAUUUGUAUACGAAUCAUGUGUACAUUUUCUUUAGAAUAAAAAAAACAAUGUGUUAAACCUAUUCUGUUUGAUAAUAGGUAUGAUGGAGCUCUACUGUUCAUAUUUUAUACAUAUCUAUGAAACAAAAAUAGUGUUAUUUUAC
Molecule: messenger RNA, 1439 nt
Organism: Homalodisca vitripennis (glassy-winged sharpshooter)
Lineage: Eukaryota; Metazoa; Arthropoda; Insecta; Hemiptera; Cicadellidae
Gene: arg
Product: arginase-1
Exons: 7
Coding region: 75-1154 (359 amino acids)
Cellular component (GO): cytosol; nucleus; cytoplasm
Molecular function (GO): manganese ion binding; arginase activity
Source: RefSeq, a predicted model, not a curated record